CCCCAUCCCUCCCUCUCUCUGUCCUUCCCUCUCGCUCCUAACAAUCUCUAGUGAGCAUGAGAAGACACAACUGAGUGGACAUUCACACCGGACUUCGGGACACUGAUGACCUGCCGACUCUGCAACUGAGAUUUCUACACAUUUCUACACACAUACAGCUCUACUCAGCACUAUGACCAGGAAGGUGUUCACCAACACGAGGGAGCGCUGGCGCCAACACAAUGUCAACACUGCAUUCGCAGAGCUCCGCAAGCUCAUUCCCACCCAUCCUCCGGAGAAGAAGCUGAGCAAGAACGAGAUCUUGCGUCUGGCCAUGCGCUACAUCAACUUCCUGGUGCAGCUGCUGGAGAGCCAGAGCGGCCAGCCAGCCGGCCGCUCCCCCGCUGCUCUGCUCACCUUCCUCAGAGGAAACAUGGAGCAGCUGCACUCCCCUCCACACCGCUGGGCCAGCGACACUGAAGCUCUAUCACCUGGAUCCAGCUGCGACAGCCCCGAGGCCUGGUAG
Molecule: messenger RNA, 505 nt
Organism: Monopterus albus (swamp eel)
Lineage: Eukaryota; Metazoa; Chordata; Actinopteri; Synbranchiformes; Synbranchidae
Gene: tal2
Product: T-cell acute lymphocytic leukemia 2
Exons: 2
Coding region: 173-505 (110 amino acids)
Biological process (GO): regulation of transcription by RNA polymerase II
Molecular function (GO): protein dimerization activity; RNA polymerase II cis-regulatory region sequence-specific DNA binding; DNA-binding transcription factor activity, RNA polymerase II-specific
Source: RefSeq, a predicted model, not a curated record